Messenger RNA from Carcharodon carcharias (great white shark), 702 nucleotides. It is a transcript of the gene emx1, whose product is annotated as empty spiracles homeobox 1. The record is from RefSeq and is a predicted model, not a curated record. The coding region runs from base 1 to 702 and encodes 233 amino acids. Gene Ontology annotation, molecular function: DNA binding; DNA-binding transcription factor activity, RNA polymerase II-specific. Lineage: Eukaryota; Metazoa; Chordata; Chondrichthyes; Lamniformes; Lamnidae. Gene Ontology annotation, biological process: central nervous system development; brain development; neuron differentiation. The transcript has 3 exons.
AUGUUCCACUCAGCCAGCAAGCGCUGCUUCACCAUCGAGUCCCUGGUAGCGAAGGAUAGCAGCUCGCUGCCCCCCGAGGAGCCCCUCCGUCCCACCGCGGUCACCAGCACCUACCCGCCCUCCGCCGACGCCUUCGCCAGCAGCUUCCAGACAGCGGCCCGCUCCCUCUACUCCGGGCCGGAUCUCAUGUUCCAGGAGUCGGUCGCUCACCCCUCGCUGCCCGUCCACCCUCACCAGCUGGGGACUCACCUGCAGACCCACCACCCAUUCUUCGCGCCUCAGCACAGGGACCCGCUCAACUUUUACCCCUGGGUCUUGAGGAAUCGGUUCUUUGGCCACAGAUUUCAAGGAUCUGAUGCUGCACACGAGUCCAUGUUACUGCAUGGCCCCUUCGCCAGGAAACCGAAGAGGAUUCGCACAGCAUUCUCCCCAUCCCAGCUUCUCCGCUUGGAGAGAGCCUUUGAGAAGAAUCACUACGUGGUGGGAGCCGAGAGAAAGCAACUAGCGAGCAACCUGAGCCUUUCAGAAACCCAGGUGAAGGUGUGGUUCCAAAACAGGAGAACGAAAUACAAGCGUCAGAAGUUGGAGGAAGAGGGACCCGAAUCCCAGCAAAAAAAGAAAGGCUCACAUCACGUCAACCGGUGGAGGUUGGCGACAAAGCAGUCCAGCCCUGAGGACAUUGAUGUCACCUCAGAGGAUUAG